AUGCUUCAUAAGUCCGGUGAUCAUUACCGAUUCUGGUCUCGUCAUGCACGUGAAUGGACCGCUAGUUAUGGCUCAAUCGGAGAUUGGCUUUCAGCGACAGAUGACAUCAACGCGGGAGUCGGUACUCUUACUCCUCGGCUACAUGCUGGCUUCGCUAGCCACGUGGUAGACUGCAUCUUGGAUGGCGAAAUGAUGGCGUACAACAGCUUGACAGAUCGACUUGAGCCUAAGACAUUUGGAUUUGAUGUAAAACGGAGAUGCAGACUGACCGCAGCUUCACUUGUAGGUCGUGGGUGUCAGAAUGGUUGUGACGAUAAUAUCAUCAAGAAGGAUGGCGAUUGUGUACCUGAGAAAGGCACCUCAUCGGUUUUGAAUCUUCCUUCAUUAUAUAAUGAUAAUGAUCAGGAGCCCUCGCAACUUAUGCCCUGCUUUGUUGCCUUUGAUAUCCUCUAUCUAAAUGGCGAGGUAAAUUUCUCUUAUCGCUUAAAUUGCCUUUAUUAUUUAAAUUUAGAACCAAUUUUAAAACGAUAA
Molecule: messenger RNA, 531 nt
Organism: Protopolystoma xenopodis
Lineage: Eukaryota; Metazoa; Platyhelminthes; Monogenea; Polystomatidea; Polystomatidae
Source: the annotation of a GenBank genome assembly